UAUCACGAGAAAAUGCUGGAAUUUGGCAGUAAGGACAAUGACAACAGCUUUUAUUAUUGGGCUAGCUUCUCCUUCAGAGUCGCCCUCUGCAUGACCUUUACAUUCGGUAUUAUUUUAUGCUUUAAAAGGUUAUUACAAAAGAGAAAUCAAGAGUAUGUCGAUAUCGCAAGGAUAAUACAGUACUGACUACUUUUAUUGCACUUCACCAUAGGCCUUGGCAUAAUAAUUACUGGGUUAAUUUUAAGAUCUGGCAUGCCUUAUGGACUAAAAUAUUUCUUUAUAUAUGAUAUUCAUUUCUUUUGAUUUGUUCUAAUGAAUCAGAUCUAUUGGGUCAUCUUGUUGAACCAUCUGAAAAAUUUUAGAGAAGUAAACCAGGAAGAUUUUGAAAUUUAUGAGUAUAAGAAAUAAAAAUCUUGGAUUUGAGGUCAGCUGGGGUAUUGCUGUGACAAGCUUUUACUCUUUUAUCUUAGCAAUUCUAAUUUUUGUGAUUUUUGGAGAAGUCUUUGGUUGUGAAGAGAUCCAAGACACAUCAAAAUCUACUAAAAAUACCCCUCUUUGUAUAGCUUCUAGGUUCAUCCAGUAUGGUUUGUCUUACUCUAGACCAGGAGUUUACUUGCUAUUAAUUAUUACCGAGCUCUUUCUAUAUCGAGCUUUACACAAGAAACUGAACUCAUCUCUAUUCAAGCAUUAUAAGCCAGUUCAGACCAAACUCUUCAGAUUCUUCGUAUCAAGUGUUGCUUUCAAGAUAUUUGUUGUUAUCCAUAGCUCUCUAGGAGCCAUUCUCGGAUCUAAUUUUCAUGGAAUAGACUAUUUUGAAGAUAAAUUUCAGAAUACAUUGUUAUUUAUUUUGGUAUUCGCAAUUUCUAUUCUGAAGGUGAUCUGGUACUUCAUUUACAUCUUUUAUACUGCCAAUAACAUUGACUUUCCAGAAUACCUUAUUAGCAUUCUGAAAGGGCGGAAUCUUGAGAAUAGGUUCUCUGAUGUCAGCAUCUUUGUUAGGGCCUCUGGGACAGUUGUAGAAAAUGAAGAUCAUCAUGAGAGUAGUCUAUUAUCGUCAGGAGAUACAGAAGCACAUGAAGACUUGUUUAGAUCGAAAAGUAAUAGAGAAAGGGAAAUAGUUCAGUAUAAAAGUUAUGCCAAUAUUAAUGAGAAAGAUGACAGUGUCAUAACAACAAGAGAUUCUUUUUAA
Moneuplotes crassus is the source of this 1189-nucleotide messenger RNA. NCBI's taxonomy places the organism in Eukaryota, Ciliophora, Spirotrichea, Euplotida, Euplotidae. The record is from the annotation of a GenBank genome assembly.